Rhodotorula graminis WP1 is the source of this 966-nucleotide messenger RNA. RefSeq lists its product as uncharacterized. Lineage: Eukaryota; Fungi; Basidiomycota; Microbotryomycetes; Sporidiobolales; Sporidiobolaceae. Gene Ontology annotation, biological process: protein geranylgeranylation. The record is from RefSeq and is a predicted model, not a curated record. Gene Ontology annotation, molecular function: Rab geranylgeranyltransferase activity. Bases 1 to 966 code for a protein of 321 amino acids. The transcript has 7 exons. Gene Ontology annotation, cellular component: Rab-protein geranylgeranyltransferase complex.
AUGAGCACUGCUGCACAGGAUCCGCUCCCGCUCUUGACCGACCUCCAUGUCGCCUACAUCCAGUCCCUCGACAAGAAGCGUACAGACCUCAGCUACUACUACACCGAGCACCUUCGCAUGAACGGCAUCUACUGGGGGCUCACCGCCCUCGCAAUCCUCAACCGCACCGACGCCCUCCCGCGCGACGACAUGCUCGCCUGGGUCCUCUCGUGCUGGGUCCCCGACGCGGGAGCGUUCGCCCCUCACCCGGGACACGAACCCCAUCUCCACUCGACCCUGAGCGCCAUCCAGAUCUUGGCCACCCACGACGCCCUCGACCGCGUCGACUCGGACCGCAUCGUCGCCUUCGUCCUCUCGCUCCAAGACCCCGUCCGCGGCUCGUUCGCCGGCGACCAGUGGGGCGAGCAAGACUCGCGCUUCUCGUACUGCGCCGUGUCGUGCCUGUCGCUCCUCGGCCGCCUCGACGCCCUCGACACGCACAAGACCGUCACCUUUAUCGAGCGCUGCAGGAACUUUGACGGCGGGUUCGGCAUGGUCGAGGGCGCAGAGAGCCACGCCGCGUACGUCUGGACCUGCGUCGGCGCCCUCGCCAUGCUCGACCGCCUCGACCUCGUCGACGCAGACACGCUCUGCUGGUGGUUGUGCGAGCGCCAGUUGCCCUGUGGCGGGCUCAACGGCCGGCCCGAGAAGCUCGAGGACGUCUGCUACAGCUGGUGGGCCAUCGCGAGCCUCGCCAUCCUCGGCCGCACUCACUGGAUUGACGGCGACAAGCUUGCGCACUUUAUCCUCUCGGCCCAGGACCCGGACAAGGGCGGCAUCGCCGACCGCCCCGACGACGUGCCCGACGUUUUCCACACCGUCUUUGGCCUCGCCGGCCUCUCCCUCCUCGACUAUCCAGGCCUGCAAGAGAUCGACCCGGUCUACUGCAUGCCGCGAGCUGUCACGAGGAGGGUCCUCGGCAAGUAA